CAGCCUGCACCGGGAAACGGGGCUCCCACUUUCUGGCUGCAGGUUCUCGGCUGCAGAGGAGCAAAAGAGAAAGCCGUGGAGGGAGAAAGAGAAGGAGGGAAAGAGGGAGAGGAAAGGAAGGAAGGGGGAAAAAAGGGGGGUUGGGAGGAAGGAAGGAGGAGAAAUAGCAGCAGCAUCUCUCGGCAGGAGAAUUAUGCAUGCACUAAGCAAGCUCUGAGAGAAUGGCUGUGGAAGCUAUCCAUUGUAAUCUAAAUCCAAAUGGUAUCGAACUCUCUGUCCGCACGGAAGGAAUUAACCUACAACUUGAAGGGGACAGACUGGACUCAUCCUCACUCAAGAAGGAAAACUCUAAGUUGCCGGAGUCAAAAGGAACACCCAAGAAGCAGCAGGCGGAACCAGAAGCAUCUAAGGAGUUUGGUCUUGAGCAUCCAAAGAAUUUAUGUCCAUGGAAAACAGCAUACACUGUGGAGUGUUCUCCUUCUCAUGGGAAUGACUGUCUGUGAUUUGGAAAGUCAUUAGUCCUACUAAUUACAAAAUAUAUCUGGUUUUGGCCAGUUAAUAAAA
This is a messenger RNA of Pogona vitticeps (central bearded dragon), 564 nucleotides long. Lineage: Eukaryota; Metazoa; Chordata; Lepidosauria; Squamata; Agamidae. The record is from RefSeq and is a predicted model, not a curated record.